CAAUACUUGGCAUAGAGCUGGGGGCAGGUUAUUGUGGCUGAGUGGUGCGCCCUUAUUUAUUACAGUGAGGCGCAGGGAGCCUGCAGUCAGCACCGGGAAGAAGUGCACACCCUAGGGUGAUCCUCUGGAAACAUAGCGACCGCGGGCUGAAGAAUCAGAAAAUGACUCCUCUGUGGCAGCAUUGAGAAGUAACGGGGCCCCGGAUAGCAGGAGGUAAACGAUACCUCUUGGCAGCGAACAAGCUAAGGGUGAAGGAACCUGACGGAUCAGUCUGGAGUGUGGUCCUCUACUUGACCCGGAGGAGCUCACCUGGGAGUACAAAUAGGAUAAAAAGACCCCUAAUCUGAGGGCUCACUGGAAUGGGCGAUGAAGGAUGCCCCUUCUCAGGUGAGACUCUAUAAAUGAGCAAAAGACUUGAAAAUCUGUAAACCUGACGUUGAAGCCGGACCCCUGGACGGAUGGAUGACAUUUCCUCAAUGCUCGUCAGCUUUAGGGCACCUGCACUCUAACCUUCCCAUCACUGGACUGGCCCCCAUGAUUUAGGAGGAUGAGAAAGCUAAGACGCUUUGUCCACAUGGUCCUGUUCUGCCCGCUUUCCAAAGGUCUCCAGAGUCGUCUUCCUGGUAUCAAGGUGAAGUAUCUCUUCUUGGCAUGGCUUGGCAUCUUCGUGGGCAGCUGGGUGGUGUAUAUCCACUACUCGUCCUACUCAGAACUGUGCAGAGGACAUGUCUGCCGCGUGAUUAUUUGCGACCAGUACAAGAAAGGGAUUAUUUCCGGCUCAGCCUGCAAGGACUUGUGUGAUGACCGCACGCUGGUCUUCCAUCAGUGCCUGUCCUCCUCGCCCACCCACCAGGUCUACCGGGGGCUCUGGAGGGAGAGAGAGGUCAUCAUCAAGUGCGGGGUGGAGGAGAAUCUGAAAGUGGACAGUAACCCGGACGCCGUCCCUCGGAGGGAGCUCGUCCUGUUUGAUAAACCCACCAGAGGGACGUCCAUGGACGAGUUCAAGGAGAUGCUGCUGAACUUCUUAAAGGCAAAUUUGGGAGACCAGACGUCGCUGACAACCCUGGUGAGCCGGAUUUUGACCAUGGCAGAUGUCAACGAGGAUGGCAAAGUGUCUUUGGCAGAAGCCAAGUCUGUCUGGGCCUUGCUGCAACUGAAUGAGUUUCUCCUCAUGCUCUCAUUACACGAGAAGGAGCACACAUCUCAGCUGCUCGGCCACUGUGGUGACCUCUAUGUCACCGAGAAGAUCCCUCACGACUCCCUCUACGGCACCCAGAUGCCCAGUUUUCUCCAAAACCUUCUCCCUUCCCCCGUGCACCGACUCCUCCACCAGUGGUUUGCUCCUGCCUGGCCCAGAAGAGCCAAAAUCGCCAUUGGACUGUUGGAGUUUGUGGAGGAGAUUUUCCAUGGAACGUACGGAAGCUUCUUCAUCUGUGAAACCAGCUUCAAGAACAUCGGGUACAACGAAAAGUACGACUUCAAAGUGGUGGACCUGAGGAAGGUGGCCACCGAGAUGACCAUCAAAGGCUUCCUGAAGGGACGCCACUGUGAGCAGAACUCGGACUGCACGUUCGGCAGAGACUGCACCGCCGCCUGUGACAAACUCAUGAAACAGUGUAAAAAUGACGUCAUCCAGCCGAACCUGGCGAAAGCCUGCCAGCUCCUGCAGGAGUACCUGCUGUACGGCUCGCCAUCCGACCUGAAGGAGGAGCUGCAGAAACACCUGCGGACUUGUAUGACCCUCAGCGGCCUCGCCAGUCAGAUGGAGGUCCACCAUUCACUGGUACUAAACAAUCUCAAGACUUUACUGUGGAAGAAGAUCUCAAAUACCAAAUAUUCCUAACUUGGCGGCCCAUGGACCUUACUUUGCUGCCAGAAGGGGCGUCCUGAUGCCAGCUGUAGAUGGUAACUAUUUUUGGUACAUAAAACCUCCAAGCAGCACCCUAUGGAGGAAAUGUGUACCUACUACUGUCCCUGUGACCUACCUAUGUAAUGUUAGCGCAGGCACACUCGCCUACCCAAUCUGACACAGGUGCGGAGAGACACGACUCCACGCCGGGCAUCGAUUAGGACAGGAUCUGCGUGGGCAGUUGUCUCUCUUCACAUCAGAGACCCAGGAGGGCACGAGCCCAUACGGGUAGGUCCAUUACUCGCACACUAACAUGUUCUGAACACCAUUCACGUCAAUGCUGUUCUCCAGAUCUUCGCCAUCCGUCAUGUCAUUGUCCCAGGGAUUCAAUGUGA
Bufo bufo (common toad) is the source of this 2244-nucleotide messenger RNA. It is a transcript of the gene DIPK1B, whose product is annotated as divergent protein kinase domain 1B. Bases 548 to 1843 code for a protein of 431 amino acids. The record is from RefSeq and is a predicted model, not a curated record. Lineage: Eukaryota; Metazoa; Chordata; Amphibia; Anura; Bufonidae. The transcript has 5 exons.